Elephantulus edwardii (Cape elephant shrew) is the source of this 471-nucleotide messenger RNA. RefSeq names its product 60S ribosomal protein L29-like. Bases 1 to 471 code for a protein of 156 amino acids. Gene Ontology annotation, biological process: cytoplasmic translation. Gene Ontology annotation, molecular function: structural constituent of ribosome. Gene Ontology annotation, cellular component: cytosolic large ribosomal subunit; ribosome. The record is from RefSeq and is a predicted model, not a curated record. The transcript is spliced from 2 exons. Lineage: Eukaryota; Metazoa; Chordata; Mammalia; Macroscelidea; Macroscelididae.
AUGGUCAAGUCCAAAAACCACACCACACACAACCAGUCCCAAAAAUGGCACAGAAAUGGUAUCAAGAAACCAAGAUUGCAACGAUAUGAGUCUCUUAAGGGAAUAGACCCCAAAUUCCUGAGGAAUAUGCACUUUGCCAAGAAGCACAACAACAGGGGCCUGAAGAAGAUGCAAGCCAACAAUGCCAAGGCCAUGGAUGAACGUACUGAGGCUGGGAAGGCUCUUGCGAAGCCCAAAGAGGUCCAGCCCAGGAUCCCAAGGGGUGUCAACCGCAAGUUCAGCCAACUCGCCUACAUCACCCAUCCCAGGCUUGGGAAGCAUGCUCAGGCCCACAUUGCCAAGGGGUUCAGGCUUAACCAGCCAAAAUCCAAAGCCAAGGCUGAGAGGAAGGCGCCAGCUAAGGCCUCAACCCAGGCUCCUGCUCCAAGCCAGGCUCCUAAAGGUGCCCAGGCCCCUGCAAAGGCUCCAUAA